AUUCAACAGUGUUAUGGACCCAUUGCCCGCUGCCCGUCUUCUCCAUCGUUCUCAUCAAAUUAGCUCCAACUUGAUAUUUUCAUCAUUGUUUUCACUUGAAUGAAAAAGCCAUAAAUACAGCAUUCAAGUCCCUCUAACGGAUCUCUGUAUUCAAUCACCAUUUCUCGCACAAACACAGGUUUCACUUCUCUCUAACUCCCACUCACAAAAACACCUUAAACCGAGCAUCCUUUGACUCUGCUUCUUAAAUCUCUGUGUCUGUUUGUCGGAGAGGAUUUUGUUUCAGUUUCUAUCCUGUUUCAGCUGGAGAUACCUUUGUGUUUCUCUUUGUGUUUUGCAUGAAACAUAGUUUGGAUUCAAGUUUUCAUUAGUAAAACUGUACGAUGAAAUAUAUUCGGGCCUACAGCUUGAAGCGGUUCUUCUCAUUGAAACGACCAGAUUUUGAAGGAGAAAUUCCAAAACCAGAUCGCUCUAUAGUAGAAAACAAAGAUAUCUUCAAUAAUGCUGCAGUACCAGAGCUUGCUCAGAGACCCACUUGGAAAUGCUUCUCCUAUGAAGAACUUUUUUAUGCCACCAAUGGUUUUAGCUCAGAGAAUUUGGUUGGCAGAGGAGGCUAUGCAGAGGUAUACAGAGGAACUCUGGGAGACGGUGAAGAAAUCGCAGUGAAGAGACUGACGAAAUCUUCUUCUGAUGAAAGGAAAGAGAAGGAGUUCUUGACAGAGAUUGGAACCAUUGGUCAUGUGCACCACCCAAAUGUAUUAUAUCUCUUAGGAUGUUGUAUUGACAAUGGGCUCUACCUCAUUUUCCACUUCUCCUCAAAAGGCUCAGUUGCUGCUCUUUUACAUGACCCGAAUCAGCCGCUGUUAGAUUGGAAAACAAGGCACAAGAUAGCCAUGGGGACGGCUAGAGGCCUGCAUUACUUGCACAAGGACUGCCAAAGAAGAAUAAUUCACCGGGAUAUCAAGACCUCCAACGUUUUAUUGACUGAGGAUUUCGAACCACAGAUAUCGGAUUUUGGACUAGCAAAAUGGCUUCCAUCUCAAUGGUCUCACCAUUCAAUAGGCCCGAUCGAAGGGACAUUUGGGCACUUGGCUCCUGAGUACUAUUUGCAUGGGAUUGUGGAUGAGAAGACGGAUGUGUUUGCUUUUGGAGUUUUUCUUUUGGAGAUAAUCUCAGGCAAGAGACCGGUACUGGAUGGCUCUCACCAAAGCUUGCACAGCUGGGCCAAACCAAUACUUAUCAAAGGGGAGACUGAAAAGUUGAUAGAUCCAAGGCUUGGAGGGGCAUAUGAUGUAAAGCAGCUAGAAAGACUAGCCUUUGCAGCCUCUCUUUGCAUCCGCUCAUCUUCAUUGUGGCGCCCAACAAUGAGUGAGGUAAUGGAGGUAAUGGAAGAUGGAGAGGUGGACAAAGAGAGGUGGAAGAUGCCAGAGGAAGACGAAGAAGAGUUCUGGGGAUUUGAGGAUCUAGAAUCUGAAUGCAACAGUACUACUUCCUUCUCUUCUCCACACGACUCGGUAUCUAUAGGAAGUUGUUAAAGAGCUAAGAGAUUAGUAAGUCGACGAAAAUCAUCAUGUGUUGAUCAUCGGUCUUAUCGACAUUUAAUCAACACUUAUAUUUCUACCCAUUAGACUCCAAUUCCAUCGAUGCUAGCUCAUGCACAUAUAUAUAUAUAUAUAUAUUAUUACUGUCA
Juglans microcarpa x Juglans regia is the source of this 1690-nucleotide messenger RNA. RefSeq names its product probable receptor-like serine/threonine-protein kinase At5g57670. The transcript is spliced from 7 exons. Gene Ontology annotation, biological process: protein phosphorylation. The record is from RefSeq and is a predicted model, not a curated record. Gene Ontology annotation, molecular function: ATP binding; protein kinase activity. NCBI's taxonomy places the organism in Eukaryota, Viridiplantae, Streptophyta, Magnoliopsida, Fagales, Juglandaceae. Bases 384 to 1535 code for a protein of 383 amino acids.